This is a messenger RNA of Adineta steineri, 531 nucleotides long. The record is from the annotation of a GenBank genome assembly. NCBI's taxonomy places the organism in Eukaryota, Metazoa, Rotifera, Eurotatoria, Adinetida, Adinetidae.
AUGAAUACUAAUUCCAGUUUAUCACCAACAACUAAAAAUCCAAUACUUAUAAAUACAUCUUCAAAUUUGAAUAUGAUGCAAACAGCUAUAUCUCAUCAUGAACAAUAUCAAUCAAUUAAUGAUAAUCUUUUUCUAGCAUCAAAUGAUGUUUCAUCAUUAGUUAAUAGUACGAUAUCAUCAUUAACAUUUUCUAACUCAGUUACAAAUUCAAUGGCUCAUAAUGAAUAUUCAUGGAUGAGACAAGAAUUUAAUUCUGAAUAUAAACGUCCUCGAGCACCUUAUACACGUCAUCAACUACUUGAAUUAGAAAAAGAAUUUCAUUAUAAUAGAUAUUUGUCACGUUGGCGACGAAUUGAAAUUUCUGAUAGAAUUGCACUAACUGAUCGACAAAUUAAAAUUUGGUUUCAAAGUCGUCGAUAUAAAUGGAAACAUGAUAGGUAUAAAUCACGUAAUGAUUCACAUGUUCAAUUUGAAGAAAAUGCAAUAAAUCAUGGUCAAAAUGGUGCUAUAUCAACUAAUGACACAUCAUGA